This is a messenger RNA of Acanthoscelides obtectus, 255 nucleotides long. Lineage: Eukaryota; Metazoa; Arthropoda; Insecta; Coleoptera; Chrysomelidae. The record is from the annotation of a GenBank genome assembly.
AUGUGUGUGGUGUGGACAUGUAAUUAUAUUUUUCAAUACAAUACAUCUGGUAGUAACAAACAGCAUGUGACCACAAAGAAUACUGCAAAGCUUGAUCGUGAGACUGAAGAACUGAAACACGAAACCAUUCCAUUGGACGUUGGCAAGUUGAUUCAGCAAGGGCGUCAAGCUAAAGGACUCAGACAGAAGGAUCUUGCUACAAAAAUCAAUGAGAAACCACAGAACAUUGUGCUAUUGCCAGUACAUCAGGCAUAA